Clunio marinus is the source of this 210-nucleotide messenger RNA. NCBI's taxonomy places the organism in Eukaryota, Metazoa, Arthropoda, Insecta, Diptera, Chironomidae. The record is from the annotation of a GenBank genome assembly.
AUGAAGAGUGAUAAAAAUGGUAAAUUUUAUGUUCUUAACCCUUCUCUUUCUCGUCUUCGUUCCGAUCAUAAUGCUAUUAUGAUGUUUAUAAAAUUUAAUCAAAAUUUAUACGGGCGUUAUGGAAAAUGGAAAAAUCAUGUAAAAUUUAUGAAGUUUGUCGGUCGAGUUGAAAACGUAAAUAAACUUUUAGGUGCUGUAGACAAGGGUUAA